ACUUCAACCGAGGAAUAGCAAACGACAUGAUCAUGAAGAUGUUGAACAGUUACAGAUUCUGUGUGUUUUUGGAGAUGGUUUUCAUUCAGAAACACUUUAAAUACAAAUAGAUUUGUAUAAAGCCAGGAUGAACAUGCCGAUUCUUAACAGGGAGUAUAAUGAAGCCAUGAGAAACUUGUCAUCAGCAGAAGCAAAGGCUCUGGCACUUCCUCUAUGUACAGAGAUUGACAGCUAUCUAAGAGACAGUCCAUUAGCUGGCAAAUACAAAGAAUGCGCUGUCAGAGAAAUCAAAGCAACAGCGGGAUCUCCCAUCACAUGCAAGUGCUCAGGAGGACUAGUCUCCAGCAAAGGAAAGAGAGCGCAGGUUUUCUUUGACCUUGUGUUCAAUGGUCAGAUCACUAGGGAGGAGAUAGAGAAGAUACUGAGGGCACACUCUACCUAUGAGGACAAGGAUGGUCUGAGAUAUUUCAAGUUUAGGGACUUUAUUGUGGAUAUCAAUAAGAUCCUAAAUCCACCUGUACUCCCAACUCGGGGACCAGAUAUUGAAAUCAUAGAUGCAACACUGACCAAUUUAUCAGUGAGUGUUUAUAACCUGACGGACUGGACCAGUGACCUCUACCACAACACCUCCCUCGCCUUCAACUCCUACGCUGUCCCCUUCUGUAGAGAUCUCGAUAAAAUUUUUCGAUUAAGCCCUUUGAGGGAGAGAUAUUAUGACUGCCAAGUUAGAGCUUUUGGAAAAGAUCCAAGAACAGUUGUAGUGCAUUUAAGAUUCAAAGGAAAAGCUUACAACAACAUGAGGAGUGACAUUUUACAGAUAGUUAUAGACAAUGCUAAAAGAGUUAUUGACUCAGAGCAUAAGGAACUAAGAAUGAUAGGUAACCUUCUGAUUGAACCGCUGGGAGGCACCACGAUAGAUGUCCUGAAUAUAACACUGAAUCUGGGAGAAACAACUACCAUACAGCCGACCAAGACUGUACCCCCAUCCACAGGAGAACAAGUUGUGAUUGCAGACAUUACAGUUUAUUUAUACAAUUUAACUUACGACCCUCGACUGGAGGAUGGGAACUCUGCUCUGUUUAUCAGACAUGCUCAUGCAUUCUGUAAAGAUAUUGAGAAAAUAUACAUGUCAUCUUCACUAAAGCACUCCUUCAUUGACUGCAAAAUGUUUGAUUACAUGGCCCCGGAUCCUGGACAAUCCUACACAAAGGCCAAGUUCAAGCUGCGUUUCCGUCACCCCUCAGUCUUCUCCCCAGAGCACUUUAAGGGCCUGAUCCGGACCCGCACCCCCGAGUUCAUACAGACUGACCUCCAGGCUCUGACCAAACUGUACACGUACCUGGUGGGUCACGACCUUGUCAUUCUGGAUAAGACCGGUUUUGACGUGGUCUGGAGUACGGCAGUCACCAUCAUGCCGUCCACGCUGUUCCUGCCCUCCUCUCUACACAGCUCCCUGGACAUCAUCACCUCUAACGUGUUUGCAUCAACCCCGGGGCUCACGCUCUAUCCCUCCCACAUUCACGGAUCAUCUACUGUCUAUGUGCUCUAUGAUUCCACUUAUGCCAACAUUACUACAGGACUCUAUGACUUCCAGUAUACCUCAGAUCUUACAAACAGAAACUCGCCAAAGUUUGCAAGCUUGCAGGCUAAUUUCUGUGAUGAUCUUCGUCGCUAUGUGGAAAGGACAUCCAUUGGCAAGUUUUUACAGGACUGUAAAAUUGAUGAAUUUACGCAUUUCCCAUCCAAUGUGAAAUUCCAUCUCCUCUUUAACACACCAAUGGGUUCCUACGUGACAGAGAAUAUCACUCACAUACUGAAGGACAUGGCCCCUCAUCGUCUGAAGGACGGCUUUGAGUUGGUGGAUGUAGGGGACCUGAACUUGAUCUGGAAUCGGUACCACAUCGACAUGAGGGUCACAAACUACACCAUGCACACAGCCACUGAUAUCGCCCACACAGGAACCAUCGACUUCCCAGCCACCCAGGGACCAGGGAAAAUUAUGUAUUCUGCGACAGAAGUACGUUUUACCUGUGACUUGUACAAUCAGAGUAUCCCCAUCGAGUUCUCUGACAGGGCCCAUUACCUGUUCAAACAACAGCAGGAUCUCUUCUGCAAAGACGUCAAGAAGAGUUUUACAGACAGUGUUUUAGAUCCCCAUUUUCUUGAGUGUUACAUUAAGGACUUCAAAUAUGUCACCCCCAGGAAGGUACAGUUUGGCCUUUACUUUGCCCAUACCAUGACGAGUGGUCUACAGACCAAUGCUGUUAACACCCUAGAGUCGAAGUCUCAAAACAAGAAAAUCGGUGCCAAAACGUAUGUGGAUGUAGGAAAGCUGUUCUUGGAGAAAGGAAGCUGUACUAUUGAGAUGAAGCCUGCUAACUGGACCCACGAAAUGGAACACACCUACCACCCGAUCCACCCAUCCACCCCCACACUGCCUGUGGGGCCUUCAUUUGAAAUUGAUCACUGUAUGAGGUACCCCUGUCAACAUGGAGGCACCUGUCUGAAGUCAAUAUCUGGCUGGUACAUCUGUGUGUGUCCCCCAGGGUACUCUGGUCAGAACUGUGAAGUCAAUAUCAAUGAAUGCAACAUGAACAUGUGUAUGAAUGGUGGGACGUGUGUGGACACCAUAGGGAGCUACUACUGUAAAUGUGAUCAGGGCUGGGAAGGAGUCCAGUGUGAAAUCAAUAAAAAUGAGUGUGAUGUACAGAACAUCUGUCUGUACGGUGGUACCUGUGUUGACACCCCUGGCUCCUACUUUUGUAUGUGUGUAGAGGGCAGAACCGGCAAAAACUGUGAACAUGAUAUUAAUGAGUGUGUGCAGGAAAAUAUUUGUCAGAAUGGGGGCACCUGCUUUAACAGGCCUGGCUCCUUCUACUGCAGCUGUGCCCAGGGCUGGACAGGAACACUGUGCGAGACGGAUGUUGAUGAAUGUGUAAAUAAUGUUUGCCAACAUGGAGGCACCUGUCUGAACACUCCAGGGUCAUACCGAUGCCUCUGUCCCACAGGGUGGACUGGAAAGUACUGUGAAAGAGAUAUCCAUGAAUGUGUGGAGUAUGGUAACGUGUGUUCUAACGGGGGCACCUGCCGUAAUCUGAUGGGUGGAUACAUCUGUACCUGUCCCAUUGGAUGGACCGGUGAUAACUGCACUAUAGAUGUAAAAGAAUGUCAGAAUAAUCCCUGCAAGAAUUCGCUGGGAUGUAUUGAGCUGGAGGGAUCCUAUAAGUGUGAAUGUCCCCCGGGGUACACUGGGCAGAACUGUGAUAUCAACAUCAAUGAGUGUUUGACCAUGGACUUGCCCUGCACAGGGCACGGGGAGUGUAUAGACACCAUGGGCUCCUACCGCUGUAUCUGUAACCCGGGAUGGACCGGGAGCCACUGCGACCAGGACAUCCCCGAGUGUAGUCUCCUUAAGCCCUGUAAACACAACUCCACUUGUAUCGAGAUGCAGGGCGGCUACAGGUGUGAAUGCUUAUCUGGAUUCCAGGGGAAGCACUGCGAAGGAGAUGAGUUUGAGUGUGCCAGUAACCCCUGUUUGAAUGGAGCCACCUGUAUGGAGACAUUCGGGUCCUUCUACUGUAGCUGUCCCCAGGGCUGGACCGGUCCUCGCUGCAAUGAGGACCCAGAUGAAUGCCUUACUUCACCAUGUAAAAAUGGUGGAUCUUGUGUGAACACUAGGGGCAGUUACAGCUGUAUUUGUGUGGACGGAUGGUCAGGAAUGGACUGUACCAUUAUUGAUGACUGGUGUAUCAACAGUCCUUGCCUGAACGGUGGAGUCUGUGAGAUGAUGAACAAUGUUGGCCGAUUCACGUGUAAAUGUUUGCCAGGGUGGGAUGGAAGAGAAUGUGAAUCUGAUAUAGAUGAAUGUUUACACAGAUCUUGUUUGAAUAACGCUACCUGUUUGAACACACCUGGUUCGUUUGUCUGUCAGUGCAACACGGGAUGGGAGGGAAAUAUUUGUGAACGAGAUCAAAAUGAAUGCCUGAACUUCCCUUGUGAAAAUGACGGAACCUGUACUAAUACUCUAGGAUCUUACCUCUGUAAAUGUCCUAAAGGCUGGACAGGACCCAGAUGUAGAAUAGAUGUUGAUGAGUGUAUCAAUAGGCCUUGUGAAAAUGGAGGAACUUGUGUUAAUCUUCCUGGAAACUACGAAUGUAUUUGUCCAAGAGGAUUCUCAGGUCCACAUUGUGAAAAGGAACACAACGAAUGUCUGAACAACCCCUGUGAGAAUGGAGGGACAUGUUUCAACACACCCGGAUCCUACUACUGUAGCUGUAAGACUGGCUGGACAGGCACCAACUGUACUCAGGAUGUGGAUGAGUGUCUAUUUGAGAGGGCGGUGUGUAUGUUUGGAGGAGUAUGCACCAAUACUAUCGGGUCGUUUAAAUGUGUGUGUCCCCCAGGUCGAUCUGGACCCACCUGUGUCAUAGACAUUGAUGAGUGUUUGUUGGCCAACCCUUGCGGUAAUGGAGCCCAGUGUAUUAACACGGACGGUUCCUACAAAUGUCUGUGUACUCCCGGAUGGACAGGGAUCAACUGUACUGAUGAUGACAAUGAGUGUAAGGGAUAUCCAUGUCGAAACAAGGGCACUUGUGUGAACACAGUCGGAUCCUUCAAGUGCACAUGUCCUCCCCAAUGGACUGGUCCUAUCUGUGACUUUGAUGUGAAUGAGUGUCUGAACCUAACCAUCUGUCAUAACGGUGGAGAAUGCAUCAACAAAGUCGGUUCUUAUGCCUGCUCUUGUAAAGAAGGAUGGACUGGCCAACAUUGUCACAUAGAUUAUAAUGAGUGUGCAAAGGACAGAAAUCCUUGCAUGAAUGGUGCCACAUGUGACAAUCGCAACGGAACCUUCAAUUGUAUCUGUCCAAAAGGAUGGAAAGGUGUUCAUUGUGAUAUUGACAUCAAUGAAUGUGAGACUUUGGUCAGCCCCUGUCAGUUUGGUGGAACUUGUAACAACAUUGAUGGCUCUUACUACUGCAUCUGUCCACCAUACAGGGGAGGUGACUACUGUGAAAUCAAUAUCCAAGAGUGUCUGACAAUGCCCUGUAUGAACAAUGGACGGUGUAUAGAUCUGGAGGAUGGCUUCCGCUGUGAGUGCUCUCAAGCCUACACUGGCGAGUACUGUCAGAACGACGCCAACGAGUGUGAGCUGUCCAAUCCGUGCCAGCAUGAGGGCACCUGUGUCAACACCCACGGCUCCUAUAGGUGUCGCUGUAAGGAGGGAUGGAAGGGACGCAACUGUGAAUUAGACAUCAACGAAUGCAUGGUAGCCAGCCCAUGUUUACAUGGAGGCAGUUGUUUCAAUACAAUGGGUUCAUUCAGGUGUACUUGCCCUCCUCAAUGGACAGGUGAAAGAUGUGAAACAGAUGUGGAUGAGUGUAUGGGCAGCUUCCCUCCAUGUCUCCAUGGGGGCACCUGUAUCAACAUCCAGGGGGGCUACACCUGUCAGUGCCCCAUUGGCUGGACCGGAAGGAACUGUGAAAUAGAUGUAAACGAGUGUAUCACGAUGAAGCCGUGUAGGAAUGGGGGCACCUGUCAGAACAUUGACGGCUCUUACCUGUGUCAGUGUAAGGAGGGCUGGACAGACCCUGACUGUACCACAGAUGUGGAUGAAUGUCUCCGGAAUCCCUGCAUGUACAAUGGUACCUGCCUGAACACCCGAGGAUCAUACAUGUGUACCUGUCCAAAGGAGCGGACUGGACAUAACUGCUUGGAUGAUGUAGAUGAGUGUGUACUGUUUUCUCCCUGCAAACAUGGGGGCACCUGUCUGAACAUCAAUGGAGGAUACACCUGUAUGUGUAAAGAUGGAUGGACUGGUGCAAACUGUGAAGUGGACAUUGAUGAGUGCCUGAGGAACCCUUGCUUCAACAAUGGAAGUUGUAUCAACUCGUACGGCUCAUACUACUGCAGAUGUCCAGUGGGAUGGACAGGACCCUAUUGUCUGGAUGAUUUCAAUGAGUGUCUGCAAUUCUCCUGUGCUAAUGGAGGUACUUGCAUUAACAUCCAGGGCUCGUACCAGUGUAGAUGUCCUGUGGGCUGGACCGGCCACAACUGUGAAAUAGAUGAAGAUGAAUGUAAGAGGAACCCUUGCUUGAAUGGAGCCACUUGUUACAAUACUGUGGGGUCAUUCUCUUGUGUCUGCCCUGAGGGAUUCCUGGGCCAUUUGUGUGAUAAUGACACCAAUGAAUGCCUGCAGUUUCCUGGAAUAUGUAGAAAUGGUGGUACCUGCUUCAACACUGAGGGGUCUUACAAGUGUGACUGUCCCCUGGGAUGGAGGGGCAAGAACUGUGGAAUAGAUAUCAACGAGUGUAUGGACAUUAAUCUGUGUUCAAACGGUGCAACUUGUAUCAACACUGAAGGCUCCUACAAAUGUAGAUGUCCUCCAGGAUUCGAGGGACCUCUCUGUAGCAAGGAUAUCAAUGAAUGUCUAAGUAACCCAUGUGUGAAUGGAGCUGAAUGCAUUAACACACCUGGAGGAUACACCUGUAAUUGUAAAGAAGGAUGGACAGGCCUGAACUGUGCCAAUGAUACGGAUGAGUGUUUGAAUUUCCCUUGUUUACAUGGCUCCAGUUGUAUCAACACCCCUGGAGGUUACGAAUGUCGCUGUAUUGAGGGAUGGAAGGGCCCAACCUGUGCCAUUGACAUCCUGUACUGUAUGGAUGUUAACUUUUGUUCGGGACACGGGGACUGCAUCAGUAUGCCGGGCUACGACCUCUGUGACUGUGAGCCGGGCUGGAAGGGACCACACUGUGCUGAGAAUAAGAAUGAGUGUGUAGAGAUGGUGGAUGUGUGUAAGAAUGGAGCCACCUGUCUGGAUUUCGCUGGGGGAUACAACUGUACCUGUCUACCAGGAUUCAAGGGAGAGCACUGUGAUAUCGAGCAGUCUUGUUUACACACGCCCUGCCUGAACAAUGGGCAGUGUAUCUCCAGGAACGGGAUUUAUUUCUGUAAAUGUACCGAUCUCUGGAAGGGAGAAUACUGUGACACUCCUGUGAAUAUUUGCACGGAGAAUCCUGAUAUCUGUCAGAAUGGAGGUACUUGUAAUUACCUGGGAGAGAACUAUGAAUGUAUUUGCCCACCUGGAUUCACUGGAAAACACUGCACAGAGAAUGUCAAUGAAUGUAAAGCAGAUAUCAACCCUUGCUUUAAUGGAGGCACCUGUUUUGAUCUAUAUGGAACCUACGAAUGUUUAUGUGCUAAAGGAUGGGGUGGACCCCAGUGUAACAAUGACACCAAUGAAUGUGACAGCAGUCCCUGCCUGAACAAUGGGAAGUGUAUCAACACAGAGGGGGGCUAUCUGUGUGAGUGUACCCCAGGAUGGACCGGCAACAGAUGUGAAAGAAACAAAAAUGAGUGUCUGAACUACCCAUGUCUUCAUGGUGGAUCCUGCAGGGACACAAUUGGAUCAUUUAGGUGCACAUGUACCCAGGGCUGGACUGGGGAGAUAUGUAAAGAUGAUGUGAAUGAAUGUCUCAGAAACCCUUGUAUUCAUGGUGGGGUAUGUAGGAACACCAAUGGCUCCUAUGUCUGUGAAUGCCCAGAGCAGUACACAGGCAAAAACUGUGAAUUAGACAUGGACGAAUGUCGCAUGAUCCAGUGUCAGAAUAAUGCCACUUGUCAGAACCUGGAUGGGUCGUAUCGAUGUGUGUGCAGAGAGGGAUUCGAAGGAAAAUAUUGUGAAAAAGAUAUUAAUGAGUGCCUGACUCUCUCUCCCUGCUUACACGGUGGUAAAUGCAUUAACUUGAUGGGUGGAUACAGGUGUGAGUGUCCGGAGGGAUGGAUCGGCAAAGACUGCAACAGGGACAAGGAUGAGUGCAUGUACUUCCCCUGUAAACACGGGGGUACCUGUGUCAACAACGACGGCUCCUACCGGUGUAUAUGUCCCCCAGGAUUCACUGGACCUACCUGUGAUUUAGAUCGAAAUGAAUGUGAACAGAAUCCAUGUCAGAACAACGGAACUUGUAGAAACACACACGGUUCUUACUACUGUGAAUGUAGCUAUGGAUGGCAGGGCCCCUUAUGUUCUGAUGAUGUGGAUGAGUGUAACCUGAAUCCUUGUCUGUAUGGGGGUACCUGUAUCAACACACCCGGCUCAUAUGUUUGUCAGUGCAAACCAGGACGAAUGGGCAAAGACUGCAGAAAUGACACAAAUGAAUGUGAAAGAAAUCCAUGCCAAAAUGGAGGAACAUGUAUAAACACAGAUGGAUCCUACAGCUGCAAGUGUACUCAGUACUGGCAGGGAGAAAACUGUCAGAUAGAUGUGAAUGAGUGUGCCCUGGCGUACAGCGUCUGUGAGCACGGGGGUCAGUGCAUUAAUCUGGCUGGAAACUUCACCUGUAAUUGUCCAGCGGGAUGGACCGGCCAUGGCUGUCGUAUAGAUGUGAACGAGUGUCUGUUGAACCCGUGUAUGAACAAUGGUACCUGUAUUAACACGGACGGUUCGUUUAUCUGUCGCUGUCCGCCUGGAUGGACAGGACCAACCUGUAGUGAAGAUGUCAAUGAGUGUCCCAUGUUCCUCUGCAAAAACGGGGCUUCCUGUCAGAACACCCUGGGCAGCUUUGUGUGUCAAUGUCUGCUGGGCUGGGAGGGACCGCUUUGUGAUAUAGAUAUCAACGAGUGCCUGAUGAACCCUUGUCUCCAUGGAGGUCGCUGUAUUAACAGCCCGGGCUCCUUCUCCUGUCAGUGUCCGGAGGGCUGGAUGGGACCACUCUGUGAUAUCGAUUUUAAUGAAUGCAUGCAGUUGCCUUGUCGAAAUGGAGGUACCUGUAAAAAUCUGGAUGGAAGUUUUGAAUGCAUCUGUCCAGAGGGGUAUACUGGAACCCUCUGUACAGGAGACAUCAAUGAGUGUUUGUCCAACCCAUGUCAACACGGAGCAAGGUGUAUAGACACCCCAGGGUCAUUCCAGUGUAUUUGUCCACCCCAGUGGGAAGGCACCCUCUGUGACAAAGACAAGAAUGAGUGCUUGAACCCCAAUGCCUGUCUGAAUGGAGGAACAUGUAUUAACAUUAAUGGUGGAUAUCAAUGUAAAUGUCCCCCAGGAUUUACUGGAGAAUACUGCACAAUGGAUAUCAACGAGUGUAUAGAGUUUGUGGGCAUCUGUCAGAACGGUGGCUUCUGUAUCAACACCCUCGGUGGCUACACAUGUCGCUGCACAGAGCAGUGGGAGGGGGCCAACUGUACCAUUGAUGUGGACGAGUGUAAGAUGCAGGUCUGUAAGAAUGGUGCUACCUGUGUCAACACACCUGGAGGAUUUACCUGCACGUGCCCACCUGGCUGGCAAGGGAAUAUGUGCGAACAAGAUAAGAAUGAGUGUUUGAAUUCGACCCUGUGUCAGAACAAUGCGCUGUGUAUCAAUACUCAGGGCUCCUUCACUUGUCAAUGUCAGGUCGGAUGGGAGGGGAAAUACUGUCACAUAGACAUCAAUGAGUGUUUGGUAAACAAUCCCUGCCUGAAUGAUGCUAUUUGUGAGAAUACCCCUGGCUCCUACAUCUGUAGAUGUAAACCUGGCUUUGAGGGAAACCUCUGUCAAUAUAAUCAUGAUGAGUGUAAGAGUAACCCCUGUAAGUUUGGGGGCACCUGUAUUGAUACGGUGGGGUCCUACAUCUGUCAAUGUCCCCCUGGGCGGUCAGGCAGGAACUGUGAUAACGACACUGAUGAAUGUCUGAACAACCCGUGUCUGAAUGGAGCCACCUGUGAGAACCUGGUAGGAAGCUUUAAGUGCACAUGUCCUCCCGGAUUCACAGGGGAGAGGUGUGAGAGCAACAUCAAUGAAUGUGUUCUGUAUCGACCCUGUAAGAACGGGGCCACGUGUUACGACAGUUUUGGGUCUUACUCCUGUAGCUGUGCCCCGGGAUGGACGGGCAAAGACUGUGAUACAGAAAUCAACGAGUGUCUGGUUAUUCGGCCCUGUCAGAACGGAGCGGAGUGUGUCAAUACUCCGGGCUCUUAUAAAUGUAUCUGUCCACCCGGCUGGACCGGAACCAACUGUGAAAUUGACAUCAAUGAGUGUUAUGACCGACCUUGUAAGAAUGGGGCCCAGUGCAUCAACAAUCAGGGAUCCUUCACCUGUAUCUGUCCUCCAGACUUCACUGGCCCUCUGUGUGAGACUGCUGUAAUAACUGGAUUCAAAUUCCGAUCCAUUGCUAGAAACUUGACCUUCACCCCAGGUUUGCUGGACAACAGAACCUAUGAGUUCAGGUCUCAUGCUGAUUUGUUCUGUGCUGAUAUUGACAAAAUUGUCAGAAGGUACCCCAAUGCCUUUGCUGAUUACAAAGAAUGCAGAGUGGUGGCUUUUGAAGACAACCCAACUGCAUUGUUCUGGGAACUGGUCUUCACUGGUGAUCAGCCCUCACUCACAGAGAAGCAGAUUCUGGACAUAGUGUACAAGGACCUUCCCCAUUACUACUACAAGGACUCGGAGGGGGUGGUCAUCGGUGACAUCUUCAUCCACAUCAAUGACUAUGCCACGACCAAGCUGCCACUGGACUUGCAGAUCUUGAACCUGACCUGGUCAGAUGAACUGCUGAAUCCCAACUCCUUCCUGUUUCAACAGUACUCCGCAGACUUAUGUAGAGAUUUGGAGAGGAUUGCCCAAACCUCAGGAAUUGACCUUCCAAAAAUAGUAGGAUGUGAAGUAAAACAAUACGGGAAUAACCCUGCCAGGGUGUACUUUGACCUGACCUUUGAGGGAACCCACUUCACUCCGGCCUUACAACAGAAGUUCUUCCAGCUGAUGAAGGAACAGCCCCUCCAGAGGUACAAGAACUUCCUGGGCUACCUGCUGGGCCAGUUCCUGAUAUUCUCUGAGUAUUACACAGACUACACCACUGUACCGUUGACCUUCCGCGUCCUCAAUCUGACCUACACCAGCGAUCUGAUGGACAAGAACUCAGCCAGAUACAGACAACAUGCCCGCCUCUUCUGUGAAGAUAUUGACCAGUUAAUGAGGUCACACAAAAGGAUUCUCCCUACCUACGAAGGAUGUGAAGUUGUCCAGUUUGGCAACAAUCCUACCACCAUAUCAAUAGACCUGCAGUUUGGAGGCCUGGUAAACAUAGGAGAGUACAAGGACAUCGUGGCUGGCAUUAUAUUUGAGGACGCCCCGCGGUUUAGGUACAUGAACAACCUGGGACACCUGGUGGGAGAUCUGCUGGUGUUCUAUGACAGCUGGGAGUACAUACUGCACGAUGCCUGGCUAUCCAACAUGACUUACUUCAUUCAUGAGUUCUCUUACAAUCCACAAUAUGGGGAUCCCAACUCUGUUCUUUACAAGGACUUUGAAAAUCUGUUCUGUGGUGAUAUUGAUAAUUUCUUCAAAAAUAGCAAGCUUUCAGAUAGAUACUAUAGAUGUUUCUUUACAAAGAUAGGAGACACACCUGUGCACACCUUGACCUUCAAUGUGAUAUUCAAUGGGACAGAGGAAGUUCAGAUGGGCCUGAUCCAGGACACCAUCAGUAAGCAGGCGGACCACUUCAACGUGGAGAACAAGGACAUGAUGUUCAUCGGCCAGCAGCUGGUGUACCUGGGAGGGGGGAUGGAGAACUUCCCCAUCAACAUCUCUGACUACCUGAUCCAGAACUUUGUCCAAACCACAGAGAGUCCAGUGAAUACAAUCAUCAAUGCCUCCUUCGUACUGCUGAAUCUGACCUGGACUCCAGACCUGGCUAAUCCCCAGUCAGCCGCCUUUAAGGCCAUCGCAGAUCCUUUCUGUCAAUAUCUGACAAACCUGUACAUAGGAAGAGAUAGAUUCAGAGAUAUUUAUGAAAAAUGUGAAGUGGCAUCUAUCACGACAGAUGGAUCAAGAGAGAAAAUCAAUUUUGUGCUGCAGUUUAAGGGACAACAAGACGAGACAUUGCAGGAAUACAUCUUUGGUAUUCUGAUUGAGAUCGCACCACGAACCACAGUGAAUGGUCAGAUCUCCAUUGUGGUGGGUCCCCUGGCGGUGUAUGAACAGUCCCUGGCCAUAGAACAGGCCACCGUAGCUGUGGUCACCACGGCCCUUCCCAUCGGCAAUAUGGGGGCAGGUGUGACCUCUGUCAGGCCCGACAAAAACAAAGGCAUAGAACUAUUCCCUGGAAUCUUUGUGGAUUUCUCAGCCUUCCUACCAACCAGUCCAUUAACGCCAACAACUACCCCAAUGACCACCACCACCAGCCCCUCCCCCACAACACAGGACCCCACGGACCCCUGUAAACCAAACAGGCAUAACGAGUACCUCCCUGUCCCCGGGGAUUGUCGGUCAUUCUAUGUCUGCUCCUUUGGCACGACCUAUAAAUUUCAGUGUGCUGGAAAUACUGUGUUUUCCUGGACCAGGCGUAUCUGUGAUAAUAACGAUGGAUCUGUUGCUUGUGUGUCUUAGUGCUGAGAGAGAGAGAGAGAGAGAGAGAGAGAGAGAGAGAGAGAGAGAGAGAGAGAGUUUGAGAGUUUAUUUAGAUAUUGCUGUAAGUGUUAUGUACUUAUUCAAUUUGAAUACCAAGACAUAUUCUUCUCUGAUCAUUGAAUUUGUCUCUAAAAUAUUGCCAAUUCUUGCACAGAUUGUAGAAAUUGAUUUGAAAAAUAAAAUUGUACAUGAAAUGUAUU
Messenger RNA from Magallana angulata, 12579 nucleotides. RefSeq names its product fibrillin-1-like. Gene Ontology annotation, molecular function: calcium ion binding; chitin binding. The transcript has 94 exons. Gene Ontology annotation, biological process: heterophilic cell-cell adhesion; establishment or maintenance of epithelial cell apical/basal polarity. The record is from RefSeq and is a predicted model, not a curated record. NCBI's taxonomy places the organism in Eukaryota, Metazoa, Mollusca, Bivalvia, Ostreida, Ostreidae. Gene Ontology annotation, cellular component: plasma membrane; extracellular region; protein-containing complex. The coding region runs from base 128 to 12358 and encodes 4076 amino acids.